Messenger RNA from Thelazia callipaeda (thelaziosis nematode), 3146 nucleotides. The record is from the annotation of a GenBank genome assembly. NCBI's taxonomy places the organism in Eukaryota, Metazoa, Nematoda, Chromadorea, Rhabditida, Thelaziidae.
AUGCAACAGUGUUAUGUAGGCCUUACAUUGAAGCCAUUAGGAAUACUCAACGAUGCAUGUAAAUCGUGCGGGCAUUUCGAUAUCUUCCCAUGCAAUCAUAUCUUGCAAGUCGAUCGCCCGAUGCAAUCACAAUUACUAAAUGCUCAAUAUUCGUGUAAUUCAUUUUUGAUCGUGCAUUUGCACAAAUAUAGGAACGUGGUUGGAAUACGAGAUUUGAUCAUAGGGAAGUUUUUAACAACCAAUCAACAAAGACUAUUCUGCUGCAAUCAUAUUGAACAUUUUCGAAAGACACCCUGUGAGAUAUGUUUGUCGAGAUCGUCAGACUGGGUUCAAAUGGAUGAUGUUGGCAUGAAAACUGAUACGGAACUGCAUUUGAUCAAAAAUGAAAGUCCAUUAGAGUCCGUUAUAAAAAGUGAUGGCAUUGAUGAACUAAUUUCUUUAUCCUUACCUACGCAUACACAUUGUCACAAGCGGAAGCAUAUUAGGACUGACUUUGAUGGAAUUAAAGUUUCGUCCGAUGCGAUUGAAGCUCGAAGACGAGAAAGGGAGCGAUUAGAACGUUUAGCAAAAAAAUCGGUAAUUGAGCCAGGAAUCGGGAAUUUGGGAGAAUUACAAGAAAUUUUGUAUCUUAACAACCGCUCUGCAUGUGUGCAAUUAGAGCCAACAUCCAAACGUGUGAAAACACCGUUGUCUGACUUGAAUCCCUCAACGUCAUUUGUAGAGGACGAUGUUAUAGAACUCAGUAGUGAUGACGAUUGUGAAGUCUACUACCGCCCAAUAGGUUCGUUUGCAAUUGCCAUAACUUUUCGUAAUCAAAUUUACAUAUUCACUUCUCGCAAGGAUGUUACUGAUGAAUUGCACCGUGUUGAACGGGAAAGAUUGCGUAAAAAGAUGCUCACUGAGGAGGAGCUGGAAAGUAAAAAUUUUAUGGGAGGUCGACUACUCGUCAAUCCUGGAAAAGCAUCAGACGAACCUGAUGUUUACGUCCCUUUUCAUCUGAAUGAUGUGCUUCAGCCACAUCAGUUAGGAGGCAUUCGAUUCAUGUAUAGUAAUAUCAUCGAGAGCGUGAAAGAUUACGCAAAUUCUCCUGGUUUCGGAUGCAUUUUAGCUCAUGCCAUGGGAUUGGGAAAAACUAUUCAGAUAAUUGCGUUCACGGAUAUUUUUGUUCGUACGACAAAUGCAAAAAAAGUGUUGAUCAUUGUACCAGUAAAUACGAUUCAGAAUUGGUAUUCCGAAUUUGAAAAAUGGCUGCCGGACAAAGUUAUUGAAGCGGAAGGAAACAUACGUCCAUUUGUAGUUUGGCUUCUGGGUGAUGCGAUGAAAACAAAUGAACAACGGGCACAACUGCUACAAGAAUGGCAUAUCAAAGGAGGAGUUUUGUUGAUUGGCUACGAUAUGUUUCGUUUGCUAGUGCAAGUCAAACCAAAGAAACGUAUUUGUGCUAAAUCUAAUAAAAAAAUAUGGGAAGUAGUUGAUUUAGAGAAAGAAGAACUUGGUGCAUUAACUGUUUCUGCUGCUCGAAAAGCUUUAUUGGAUCCUGGUCCAGAUUUGGUCGUGUGUGAUGAGGGUCAUCGCAUAAAAAAUGAAAGAACCGGCAUAGCAGCAGCACUCAAUGCUAUAAGAACAAGGCGUCGGAUCGUAUUAACGGGUUAUCCUCUACAAAACAAUUUGAUGGAAUAUUAUUGUAUGGUAGACUUUGUGAGGCCCAGUUAUCUAGGUUCCAAGAAAGAGUUCAGUGCUAUGUUUGAGAAACCGAUAAAAAAUGGGCUCUGUAUUGAUUCCACACCCUCAGAUCUUAAGAUUGCUCGUCAACGCACUCAUGUUCUUGUCGAUCUUUUAAAAGGCUUUGUACAGCGGCGAACACAUCACUUAUUGAAAAAUAUCCUCCCACCGAGCUACGAAUUCGUUCUUCUGUUGCGCAAAAGUCCGAUACAGAGAAUACUUUACCGGGCAUUUCUGCAGUAUGCGCAGAACGAAAUCAACGUUAGCGGAACUGCGCUAUUCAAUCCAUUGAAAGCAUUUGUUGUCUGUUCCAAGAUAUGGAAUCAUCCAGACAUAUUGUAUGAUGUCCUUCAAAAAAAAAAGAGUGAAGUCGGUAAUGGUGCUGAUGAAAAAAAUGUGCAUUUUGUCCCAACAGAAGUAGUCGCCGAUAACUUACCGGAUUCAACGUUGUCACUUGCUUUAAUUGACUCUUCAACAUUGCCCAUUGCACUGAAUGAUCCGAUAACACUGCAAUCUUCUCUUGAUAGCUUUAAUUAUGAUGCCAACUUCUCAUCGAAAACUUUUUUCGAUGAGAAGUUUUCUGUGGCUGAUUUGGAUACAAUUUUACAGGACACAGGAGGUGAAUGUCCAACAGCAGAAGAUACAUCUCAAAUGGCGUUAUCUAUUCCAACGAAUCAGUGUACAAGUUCACCGAAUCGUAUGACCAAUGGGGCUUCAUAUAAAACUGAUGUCCAUUCGAAACAUUCUACCAUUGCUAGCGCUUUACUUGAAGAAUUAAACCUUGAUAAAGGCAUAAGAUAUGAUUGGGCUUCGUUUGCUCUGCAUGGAUAUAAACCUGGUAUUUUGGAAAAUGGUUAUAAAAUGGUAGUUUCGUUAACCAUCAUAGAACAGGCUGUAAUGAGUGGUGAGAAAGUUUUACUCUUCAGUCAGAGUUUGCUUACGCUCGAUCAGAUUGAACGCUUUCUUGAAACAUCAAGUUGUUUAACUCUUGGAUCCGUAAAGUGUCCGUGGAAAAAAAAUCUCAAUUACUGCCGUUUUGAUGGGUCUACUGCAGCUACAGAAAGGGAAAGACUGAUAACUCGUUUCAAUCAAGAUCCGAAUCUGUUUCUCUUCUUAAUUUCAACUCGAGCAGGCUCACUUGGUAUCAAUCUCGUUUCUGCUAGUCGUGUCAUCAUUUUUGACGCUUCUUGGAACCCUUGUCAUGACUCACAAGCUGUUUGUCGUAUCUAUAGAUAUGGUCAAAAAAGGCGUACGUACGUUUAUCGUUUAAUUACGGACAACAGCAUGGAGAGGGCUAUUUUCAGUCGUCAGAUAGGAAAGAGUGGAUUGCAACAACGAGUUGUGGAUGAUAAGCAGUUAGAUGUUGAUGUGACUAAGCGCGAGUUGGAGCAGCUUCUUGUUUACGAUGUGAGUUUGGAAUAAAU